This is a messenger RNA of Solanum pennellii, 931 nucleotides long. RefSeq names its product caffeoyl-CoA O-methyltransferase 6. Lineage: Eukaryota; Viridiplantae; Streptophyta; Magnoliopsida; Solanales; Solanaceae. The record is from RefSeq and is a predicted model, not a curated record. The coding region runs from base 65 to 811 and encodes 248 amino acids. The transcript has 5 exons. Gene Ontology annotation, molecular function: S-adenosylmethionine-dependent methyltransferase activity; O-methyltransferase activity.
CAUUACUUUCUAAAUCCCAAACUAAAAGAAGAAGAGGAAAAAAAAAAUAACUAAAGAAAAUAACAUGGCAGAAAAUGUUGCAUCACAGGAAAAUCAAGUCUCUAAACACCAAGAGGUUGGCCACAAGAGUCUUUUGCAAAGUGAUGCUCUUUAUCAGUACAUAUUAGAGACGAGCGUAUACCCAAGAGAGCCAGAACCCAUGAAAGAGCUUAGAGAAUUGACUGCUAAGCAUCCAUGGAAUCUUAUGACAACAUCUGCUGAUGAAGGACAAUUUUUGAAUAUGUUAUUGAAAUUGAUCAAUGCUAAAAACACCAUGGAGAUUGGUGUUUACACUGGCUAUUCUCUUCUUGCUACUGCUCUUGCUCUUCCACAUGAUGGAAAGAUAUUGGCAAUGGAUAUAAACAAGGAAAAUUACGAAGAAAUUGGUUUACCCAUAAUCCAAAAAGCUGGUGUAGCUCACAAGAUUGAUUUUCGAGAGGGCCCUGCUUUACCUGUUCUUGAUCUAUUAGUUGAAGAUAAAAAUAAUCACGGUACGUAUGAUUUCAUUUUCGUGGAUGCUGACAAGGAUAACUACAUCAACUACCACAAAAGGAUAAUAGAAUUAGUGAAAGUUGGUGGUGUGAUCGGAUACGACAACACCCUAUGGAAUGGUUCAGUGGUCGCUCCACCUGAUGCUCCAUUGAGGAAAUACGUUAGGUAUUAUAGAGACUUCGUAUUGGAACUUAACAAAGCUUUAGCGGCCGAUCCAAGGAUUGAGAUUUGUAUGCUUCCGGUUGGUGAUGGAAUUACCCUGUGCCGCCGUAUCACCUGAUUAUUCUAUUUCGUUUGUUUUGUGAAUUAUAAUGUCAUCAAUAUCUCUAUUACUAAAAAAAAAUGUAUUUCGAAUAUUGCAUUUCUCAAAUUAUAAGAAAUAUUAAGAUUUUAUUGUAUA